AACGCAAAGUUUCAACCAUCACUACGGCGACGGGAGCGACCUCUGCCUUAAAAUAUGCGCUCUAAUUUGCGCAUUGGCCAUCUUCGUGACUUUCGUUUUUGAACUCGUAUCGAGCAACCGAUAUCCUAUUUCCUAUUUUGUAUUUUGUGGCAGAAUAGAGGAUUUUUAUAUUUUUAACAUUUUUUUAUUCUGCCUGGUCCUUCUCCAAUCCACAACAUGGUCUUCGAUGCCAGAUAAUUUGGAAUCAGCGAGCUACGAGCUAUUAAGGACCAAGGGCCUCCAUUGCGGCUGAGACAAAGGAGAAACGCAUCGUGUGGAAUAUUUCCUGCCCAUCCAACAUACCGGCUUUCCAGUGAGGAGUGCAGCUAGAAGUAUCCCGAGGCGGCUAUUUCUUCAUCCAGCUACGAAGUGCUCAACUGUUCUACCUAUAUUCCGGAUACGACGACCCAUAUCAUUAUUCCGUAUUCGACGACGUCCAUAAGGAGUGAACAGGUUAAGAAGAGCUAAAAGUGAGUCCGUUCCUUAAUUACCAUCCUAAAUUCUACAAAUACCUAUUUUCUAAAACAUUCUUCUAUUUGACACAGCGUAUUAAGAUAAUCAAUUAAUCACCUAUCCUUUAAAACCCAAUACCUAUUUUAAACAUACAUUAAAUCAAUAACCGUUACCUAUUUACGAUUUCUAUACAAAUAAAUCAUACCUAAAACUCAAAUAAAUCUUCAGUUUUAAAAUUGCAUAGGUAAAUCGGCCGAGCGCUGAUAACGUUUUUUGCUAUAUCUAACGGGACGCCCGGCCGCCAUAGGUAUUUAUCGCCAUAACUCAGCCGGCUUGCAUUAAGUAAACAACAUUGGAAUAAUUAGGAUUAAAUUCAUAAGAAAGUGGUUAAGUUUACGUUCCUGGUUUAUUGUGCUGGUGUUUAUGGUGAAAUAAAGUGUUUAAGUGCUAAGAAGGUAAAUAUUAAGUACAAUUAAAGAUGUCAGAAGCCGUGAUGAAAGAGUUAAUUAAAAAAAGGGGUCAUAUUAAGUCGCGAUUAACUAAAUUUUCAGGUUACAUACGCGAGUUAGCCGAAAAAGUGUUGUGUGCGGCUCAGGUGACGGAACUUCAGCUUCGGAUUGCUAAAUUGGAAUGUGUUUACAACACGUAUGAUGAAAUUCAAACCAAGUUGGAGUACAUGGCAGAGGAUGACGAGGCCCAGUUAGACGAGAGGUCUGAGUUCGAGGAUUUAUACUACUCGUCAGUCGCGGCGGCUAAGGAAUUGGUAACCAUGCAUUCCAAGGUCGCGCCUAGCGAUGGGGGUUCCGACAACAAUACGCGGCGCCAUCCACAUGUAAAAUGUAAGUUACCUACCAUUUCUUUACCGAAGUUUGGAGGCUCGUAUGAUACAUGGCUUGAGUUUCGUGACACAUUCGAUAGUUUAAUUAAUAAUGACGACUCCAUUGAUGAUGUAAAUAAGUUUCAUUAUCUGCGGGCUUCAUUAGUAGGAAGUGCCGCGAUAAUUGUACAAUCCUUAGCCUUAUCUAGUAGUAACUAUAAAAUAGCCUGGCAGUUAUUAUGCGAUAGGUACAAUAACAAGCGGUUAUUGGUGAAUAAUCAUAUUAAGGCCAUAUUUAAUUUAACCCCAAUUACCAAGGAGUCGCCGACAGCUAUUAGGCAUCUUAUAGAUACGAUAUGUAAAAAUAUACGUGCGUUAGCGACCCUUGAUGAACCAACCACCCAUUGGGAUACAUUAUUAGUUUAUAUAAUAUGUCAAAAACUUGACAAUGUUACUAGACGAGAGUGGGAGGAGUUUGUGCCUAGUUGCGAAACAGUUACUUUCGAUGCUAUCAUACAUUUCCUCAGCGACCGUGCGGAUCUGUUGGAAACCAUGGCGAUGGACGGGCCCGGGCGCCGCGCGUCCUGGCCGCUCGCCGCUCGCGCCGGCGCUGCCUCCGCUGCGCACGCGCGCUCCGCUGUGCGACAAGUUAAGGAAAAGUGUUUCGUAGGACUAGAUGAACGUCAAACUAAUACUGAGCGCACUAAAUGGAGGCAAGCCAAGGGUCAACUUGCAGUCGACACCAUGGUCGUUAUUAAGGACGACAACCUGCCUCCAUUGAAAUGGAAGCUCGGCAGAAUCGUCAACGUCAUUCCUGGAUCCGAUGGCAUCAGUCGCGUGGCCGACAUCAGGACGUCAUCCGGGAUCAUCCGUCGUGCGUUCAGCAAGAUAUGUCCACUACCAGUCGACAAGUAAUUCCUCGGUUGAAAGACCAAGCUUUCAACGUGGGCGGGCAUGUUGGAACUAAACGCAAAGUUUCAACCAUCACUACGGCGACGGGAGCGACCUCUGCCUUAAAAUAUGCGCUCUAAUUUGCGCAUUGGCCAUCUUCGUGACUUUCGUUUUUGAACUCGUAUCGAGCAACCGAUAUCCUAUUUCCUAUUUUGUAUUUUGUGGCAGAAUAGAGGAUUUUUAUAUUUUUAA
Messenger RNA from Leguminivora glycinivorella, 2452 nucleotides. RefSeq lists its product as uncharacterized. NCBI's taxonomy places the organism in Eukaryota, Metazoa, Arthropoda, Insecta, Lepidoptera, Tortricidae. The record is from RefSeq and is a predicted model, not a curated record. Bases 971 to 2224 code for a protein of 417 amino acids. The transcript is spliced from 2 exons.